Microdochium trichocladiopsis is the source of this 471-nucleotide messenger RNA. RefSeq lists its product as uncharacterized. The transcript has a single exon. The record is from RefSeq and is a predicted model, not a curated record. The coding region runs from base 77 to 337 and encodes 86 amino acids. Lineage: Eukaryota; Fungi; Ascomycota; Sordariomycetes; Xylariales; Microdochiaceae.
UGUGGAGCUGCAAAAGUGAAUGGUGGCGGACGUUGUGAUGUGCAACUAAAAGUGCACGCCCGAUAGCCGCAGGAGGAUGCAUGAGAAGUCCCUCUGCAUCUUAGGCCAGAUCCGGAUGCUGCUUGCUGCUGUCACGAAAACAAUUGGAGUUGAUGUAGAGUGGUUGAACAAGACUCCAGGGAGAUGGCCAAGCUGCCCGAGCCCGGCCGCAAUUAGGCAAGGAUUUGCCAAGAUGGUGCCGCCGCUGGCAUCUUUGAUAGGGCUUCUAGAACGUCUCGAGAGGGUGUCAAUGGCACGCCAUGGGUGCAGUGCAGGACAAUUUGCUGACAACGAAUAACCCCCGCACGCGCUGGUGCUGGUGCUGGAUAUCUCGCCAGUGCCCGCAGGAAGCAAUGACAGACCUUGGCAGGGUGUAUGAGCAAGCGCUUUGAGACGAGUUCGGGACAAACAUGCCACAACACGGAGUAUAUG